UAUUGGUGGUGAUGGCAGUGAUGAUGGUGGUGGUGAUGGUGGUGGUGACAAUGAGGGCGUGUUGUGAUAUAUAGUGAACAGUAGUGACGAUGAUGACAAUGGUGAUAACAUUUUCAACCAAACAUUAACUACUAUUAAUACUGCUGCUACUGCUGCUACUACCACUACUACUACUACUACUACUACUAUUACUACUUCUACGACUACUACUACUACUACAACUACUACUACUAUUACUUGUACUAUUUUAUGUACAAAGAAGACUGGCAAAUAGCUAACAAAACUAUAAAAACUACUACUACCACCACUACUACUACUACUACUACUACGACUACUACUACUACUACUACUACUACGACUACUACUACUACUACUACUGCUACUACACACUACUAUACAACAACUCUUACCCCUCCUCCUCCCUCUACUAUUACUACUACUACUACUACUACUAUUACUACUACUACUACUACUACUACUACUACCACCGAAACUAAUUCUACUGCAAGAGCGUCGCCCGCACAGUGUUGUCAGCUCCAGCACCAGCAUGAGAUUCCCGCCUAUCUUCCAGAAGGGGCGGCCGAGGACCAUAGACAACGAGGUGAGGUUUCUGCUGCCGCCCACGCCGCAGACCAGGUACCAGACCAAGGUGUUCCAGCAGUCCGUCACUAUCCUCAUUAAGCUCCAGCCCAACACAACACGCGGUGCGGCGGCGGUGGCUGAGCGUGGCGUGGGGGUGGGGCCGUGGCGAGUGUCGGAGGAGCAGCUGCCCGUGUUGGUGGGGUCCAUCACCGGGGCGUCCCUGCUGCUGCUGCUCCUGCUGUCCCUCGUGGUGUACGCCGUCUGUCACCAACACAGACCCACGCACAAGAAUUAUAGCGUGAAGAGCGAGGUGUCCAGUGUGACCUCGGGCAGAACACAGGGGUCGCCGCCCAGCCUCAGCCGAGACUCCCUGGUGGUGGUGACUCACGCCGUCUCAGGAGCCCAGGCGUGUCUGCUGGGCGAGCGUGACCCCUCCCUGCUUGACCUCCCUUACGAGUGCAAUGGCUGCUGCUGUGACCCGCCCUGUGAUCUGACCUGCAACUGCGAGUGUCAAGGAGAUGCUGAUGAUGACGAUGAUGAGGAUGAAGACGAGGAGAAUGAAGAGGAGGACGAUGAUGAUGACGAUGAUGAUGAUGAUGACGAUGAUGAUGAUGAUGAUGAUGAUGAUGAUGAGGAUGAUGAUGAUGAUAGAGAUGAGGAUGAUGAAGAUUAUGAUGAUGAUGAUGAUGAUGAUGAUUGUGGUGAUGGAACACGCAGAAGUUCUUUUUCACGAAGGGAGUCGGCGCCCCGCGAGGAGCAGGUCACCCCGGGGGGUCACAGGGUCAGGCCAGGUCACUAUUCCCCCUCCACCUUCAUGACCUUUGACCUCACUCUGCCGCGCCGCCCCAGGAGAGGCUCCACGGGGCGGCGAGAUUCCAGCAGCAGCAGCACCACCACCAGGCCGGCAGAGGGCGUGGUAGGUCUGCCCGUCUGUCCUGAAGCGAGGCUAGACGAGCAGAGUGCAUCAUCCAGCGCCCUAGAGUCGGUGUGCCCCAGCAGGGACGGAUGUUUGGGGUCUCCAUGCAUUGACGACAGCUUCAGGACACGCUCCCUGCCUGCUUGGGUGCGGGGCAAGACACGUCCCCUGGCAGCCCUCGAUGACCUCACGCCCAUCUGUGAGAAGCCACACUGGAGCAAGAGGAGAAGGAACAGAAUGAGAAGUGACGCCGCUGCUAUCAUUGCCCUCACCAAAUCCCGCGGGCGCCUCCUCUCCCCCGCUCACCCCGCCGCGCCCUCCCCGCCACGCCCGCACGCCGCCCCAGCUCCCUCUGCCGCCGCGGGGGUCACAGCGGGGGCGGGCGGGACAGGGGCAGGCACAGCGUCGGCCCCGCAGCCCACAGACACAGCAGCACUUGUAGAAAACGAAGCUGUGGUUGUGUAUGACGAGAGAACGGCGUUGUAAGGGGGAACUGCUGCUGCUACUGCUGCUGCUACUACUACUGCUACUGCUGCUGUUGCUGCUGCUGCUGCUUCUGCUGCCGCUACUGCUGAUGCUGCUAUUGAAGGUUAAGUGGUGAUGGUGAUGGUGGUGAUGGUGAUGAAUGAUUUUGUGUACGUGACUGGUUCUAUGUACUAUUACUACUACUAUUACUGCUACUACUACUACUACUACUACUAUUACUACUACUACUACUACUACUGUUGUUCUUGUUUUUGUUAGUUUGUGUUUUUGUUGGGUUUUUAAGUAUUUUAUGUUGGUAUUUGUUUCUUCUUGUUCUUGUUCUUGUACUUCUUACUCUUGUUCUUCUUUUUCUUGUUCUCGUUCUUCUUGUUCUUAUUCUUAUUCAUUUAUUUCACUGAGAGAGAGAGAGAGAGAGAGAGAGAGAGAGAGAGAGAGAGAGAGAGAGAGAGAGAGAGAGAGACCUCGCCCACACACUCGGAGCUUACAACACACACACACACACACACACACACACACACACACAGAUUAAAGUCUCAAAAUAACUUUUUUUUCGCAAACUUUUCUCGUCUUACAAAUUUUACUCUUUUUAAAACUUAAUAUUUUGAGAGGAAAGAGGAAUACAUUGAAAGUUUUCUUUAUAUAUAUUUUUAUUUUCGAUUUUGCGAGAGAGAGAGAGAGAGAGAGAGAGAGAGAGAGAGAGAGAGAGAGAGAGAGAGAGAGAGAGAGAGAGAGAGAGAGACCUUCUGCCUUUGUUGAACUCAAGGAGAAAGAAAAAGUUUUAGAAAUAUUCUGAGAUGAGGGAAGAAAUUUUUUCUUUCUUUUCUUUUCUUUUUUCGAGGGAAAGGAAAUAUGCGAACUCUUAUGACGAGAGAGAGAGAGAGAGAGAGAGAGAGAGCGAGCUUGUGCACUCUUUCCUGCCUGUUUGUGUGUGCGUGUGUGUGAGAGAGAGAGCGCUUCGAGUCAGUUUCAAAGCUACGAACUUAAUGAAUCUGAAACACGGAUUCUCUCUCUCUCUCUCUCUCUCUCUCUCUCAAAGAUGGACCAGGCUUGUUUAGGCUGGACACUCCUUCUCUCCCUCCCCUCAUUCCUUCCUUCCUUCCUUUUUCUUUCUUUCUUUCUUUCUUUCUUCCUUCCUCCUCCUCCCUCCAUUAUUCACCCUCCGGCUAGCAUCUAUUAACUCUUCGUCCUCCUCCUCCUCCUCUCUUCUCCCUUGCAGCCUCCCUUGUUUUUUUUAUAUCUUUAUGUUAUCAAGUUCGUCUUCUGUCAGUCUAUCGAUCUAUCUAUCCAUCCAUCUAUCUAUCUAUCUAUGUAUCUAUCUAUUCACAUAUAUAACUCUAGCUAACAAUCAGUCUAUCUAACCACCUAUAAACGCAUCGUCUUUAUCUUCAUCCUUCUUCCUUUUCUUCCUCUUCCAUUCCUUACCAGUCUGAACGCAAAGAUUUCACAAGCUCCCCAUCCUACAAACCUUGGCAAUGACAGUGAAAGGCAGAAAAGGCAGCUUGCUUACUUCAUAGCCUCCCUGGGCCUCCCCAGCUCUCAGUAUAUGUAAGGGAGGGCUGUAAGGAGAGAGAACACUGCCCGGUAUAUCAGUAACGAGCUGUGUUUGAGUGAAGAGUUUGAGGGAAGUGUGUGUAUUCUACGUACGUGUGUGUUUUGAAGGUUCCUGUGCGCGCCGUAUCUGUUUAAUGUCAACAGAAUCAAACACCAAUUUUAAAAGGAAUCACAUAUCUUGAAGUGAUGCGUGUUUAUUUGUUUGUUUGUUUGUUUGUUUGUUUGUUUUUGCGCAAGGAGGAAAGAAAGGAUAAAGAAAACAGUCUUGUCUUUGAGGGGUAGGUCUUGUAAAAAAUGCUGAGAAACACUCAUAAACUUUCCCGCCACCCCAUCCCCACAAAAAAAUAAAAUAAAUAAAAUAAAAUAAUAAAAUAAAAGCAAAAAUAUACUCAAGGAGAAGAAAAUCUGAAAAACACAAACACAUUAAAAAAAAAGGUAAAUAAAUAAAAUAAAAAUAAAAGCGAUGUUAUUUUGUUUUGUUUCGGAGUGGUACAAUUUUCGUUUGAUUUUUAUGUAUUAACACACACACAAACAAAAACUGAGGAACACACAAGAGUACAGAUUUUCUCAUCAUUGUGCGUAUAAAAGAGAGAAAGAAAAAAUAUGUUUAGGCAUAAGUUGUAGAGGUAACGAAACACACACACACACACACACACACACACACGAAUAUCUUUGUAUACUUGAGUAGGUUCGUGUUAGGAUUAUAAUUAAAAGAACGAAAAAAAAAAACUAAGUCUAUUAGUUGUAUUGAAAUCGUUCGUGCUUGUACGGUAGAAAUAAACGAUAAAUUAUAUAUUAACCGAAGAAUCCCAGUGUUAUGAUAGAGUCACGAAGGGCGGCGAUGCUCAUGUGAAUAUCUUUUAAAAGCAUAUAUAUAUAUAAGGUAUUGAAUCCUCUUUAUAUAACCUAGAUAGGGAUUCCUCAUACGUUUUUAUAUAGAGAUCUAAUUUUAAAAGAUGUACUAAUACUACUUAUACUCUACUAUUAUCAUUCUGUACAUAUAGAUGUCUCAUUCUUUUGAUACACUGGAUUUAUAUAAUAUAUGUCAGUUCAGAGUAAAAAAAAAAACGCUAUAUAAGAAAAAACUAUAUAAAAAAAAAUAUACAAAUUUAAUGUCCAUUUUCUAUGAGUCUCUGUGUCUCAGCAAGUGUGUACAUACGAUGCGAUUUCCGAUUUCCUUUGUUCCCGUAUACAAGGCGUUGCAAGCCCCGCCCCUCCCAGACACCAACCAGCUAGCCAGCCAGCUAAUCAGAGCACGUCUAGUUUUGUAGCAUCCAAGUCCAUCAGCCAAUCAGAGUUAAGCUUGCUAUCUACGUCUUGUUUAUUUUUCAUCUUAUAAGUCUGGUACAUUCAACUUAAACUUUGAUACGCUAUUCACUUCAUUUGAGUAAGGUAGCGAAGUCCAUCAGCCAACCAAAAUAAGUUUAUCUUUCAUAUACACUUUGUUGAUCUUCCCUUUGUAUACAUUGCACUAGUUCACUGACUUACUUAAACUCUUAAUGACACCCUAUUCUCUUUAAAUGAAUAAGGUACCCAAGUCCGUCAACCAAUCAGAAUUAAUUUUAUCCUCCACGUCUUGUGUAUCUCGUUUUAUAAACUGCUUCCAUUACUUGCCUCAACCUUUCGACUAACAAUGCCACGCUGUUCACAUCUUUUGAGUAACCCUAGACAACUUACCCAGCCAGUGACGCUAGUAACCUCAUCAUCCUCGCGUUGAUACCAAAAACACGGACAAGAACUUAGAAACUAGUAACUUGGAUCUAAAUUUUUCAUUUAUUAUCGUCUGGCAGUGGUGCAUGGGGCGGAGCUUGUGUCUGCCAGCCAGAGUGCGUGUGACAAGGUUCCCGCGUGAGUCUACUCGUGGUGUAUGUGACAGGCGGCAAGGAAAGGCCGCCCACUAGUAUGUGUUACAGUCGCUAAUACUUAAAAAAAAAAAAUAGAAAUAAAUAAUAUAUAUAUAUAUAUAUAUAUAUAUAUAUAUAUAUAUAUAUAUAUAUAUAUAUAUAUAUAUAUAUAUAUAUAUAUAUAUAUAUAUAUAUAUAUAUAUAUAUAUAUAUAUAUAUAUAUUAUCGUGUAUUGGUAAUUCCUUCCAUUGGUAUCUGUUAAUAAAUUGAAAGCCAUGCCGUGAUGUUCAAAGGAUUGAUCUGUAUUUUUUUUUCUUUUUAGGUGUUCUAUAAAACGUCCGAGAAAAAUGUAUCAGUCACCCUUUAUUUAUAACUCCUUCUAUUGGUAUAUUAAUAAAGUGAAGGCCUUGCCGUGGUACCGAAAGAGUUAAUCAGUAAAAUAUUUGUCUUGCUUUUUUUUUUUUCUUUUCUCUGUGAAGGAAGUGAAGUCAUUAUCGUAUCAAGUGUUUCAGACCAAAAAUAAAUCAGUAUCUGGCUAAGUAAUGCAAAAGAUCUAUAUAUUUAUAAAUCAAUAUCCAUACAUUUAAUGAAAUCUAGAACUAUACCAUAAACUUUCUAUAUCAUGACAUUGCAGUAUAUAUAUAUAUCUAUCUUUUGAAAUUCUUACGUGAAAUAAAGAGAUAUAAAGUAGAAUUAUGUACCGUACAACUUUCUAUAUUAGACAAUACAAGACCUUCCUCCACUGUCACGUAUAGGACCAUAUUAUGAAACACUGCGCCUCACCUCCACCACUUUCAAAGGGGUCUUGUGGAAAUGACAGGUAUUUAAGGCUAUUCUUACGGUCUGAGCUACAGCUGAACGAGAUUUCUACAUUAUCAGCAGGAGAAACACUCCUGAGAACCCGGGUAAUCAUCUUUGUGGCCUUUGAAAAUAGUUGUGAUGGAGCGAAGUGUUUCAGACUUCGGGCCGUAGCACUAUUAAUAAAUACCAAAAUCUAUCGUUCACAGAUUUCUAAAUAAUAAUGAUAACAGAGAUAAAAGAGUAAUAAUAAUGUAAAGUAAAUUAAAUUAAUCUAACGAGAUCAAUUUUUGUAACACGCGAGUAGAAAUUAAUUUGACUUUCUUUUCUUAUUUUAUAUAUGAAUGUAAAAAAAAAAUGGAUUGGUAAAUCAUUAUUAUUGUCAUAAGUCCGUAAAUGUAUACAGGAGUGAGUGAAUGAAUGAAUGACCGAAUGAAUACUAGCGUAAGUCAGAAGUGAGCGAGUGAGUGUGAAUUGUGAGUCAGUAUGUGAGUGAGUGAGAAAGUGACGGUCAAGAGUGAGUGAAUGAGAUAGUUAAAACGGAGUGAGUGAGCGAGGAUGUAGAAAUAUUUGAGAAUGAAAGUAAACGUCAGAGAGAGAGAGAGAGAGACAUAACCAGUGCCUUGAGAGAGAGAGAGAGAGAGAGAGAGAGAGAGAGAGAGAGAGAGUGCAUCAUCACCCUGUAACUUGGCCGCGAUCACUCAACUCGAAACAUUUCCUGAGAUGAGAGACAGCGAGCAUCCUUCCCCCUGUCCUCCCUGCUCCCCUGUCCUCCUGUUCCCAACCCUCAGCCUGUGCUUGUUUUUGUAUUGCUCCCAGACUCUAUGUGGUGGAUGGAUGUCUUCAAUAAAAUGGCGGUUUCGC
Molecule: messenger RNA, 7041 nt
Organism: Scylla paramamosain (green mud crab)
Lineage: Eukaryota; Metazoa; Arthropoda; Malacostraca; Decapoda; Portunidae
Exons: 9
Coding region: 548-1984 (478 amino acids)
Source: RefSeq, a predicted model, not a curated record